Messenger RNA from Capronia epimyces CBS 606.96, 1542 nucleotides. RefSeq lists its product as uncharacterized. Gene Ontology annotation, molecular function: mRNA binding. The transcript has 3 exons. The record is from RefSeq and is a predicted model, not a curated record. Gene Ontology annotation, cellular component: ribonucleoprotein complex; endoplasmic reticulum; nuclear outer membrane-endoplasmic reticulum membrane network. Gene Ontology annotation, biological process: intracellular mRNA localization. NCBI's taxonomy places the organism in Eukaryota, Fungi, Ascomycota, Eurotiomycetes, Chaetothyriales, Herpotrichiellaceae. Bases 1 to 1542 code for a protein of 513 amino acids.
AUGGCCGACACUGAAAGUUCCCCUGCCGCUGAUGGCGUACACAAGACUCGACCAGAGAAGCCAGAUGAAGCCGCAUACAAGGCGGCCCUAGCACAGGCCGAGAAGGAACAUGAAGCCGCGCAGGCCAAAUUUAACGCCAGUCGCACCAAGCUCGACAGUGCUCGACCUGGAAAAUCCACCCCUGCCAACGACCGGUUCAAAGAGCUCGUGGACGACCAAAAGGCCAUCCGCCAGAAGCAACAGGAGAAUAAGGCGGCCAAGGCAGGACAACAAGACAAGUUCAACCAGAACGACGCCUUGAUCAAGAAGCUCAUUGCCGAACAAAAAGAUGCCCGCACCCGGGCCGGUUUCAAGAACGCCGAGGAAAUCGACGCCAAGAUCGCGAGCCUCAUGAAACAGGUGGAUUCUGGUAGCAUGAAGCUGGUAGACGAGAAGAAGGCGUUGGCCGAAGUCUCGUCUCUACGUCGUCAAAAGAAAGGGUUCACUGCGCUCGACGAUCUGCAGAAGAAGAUCGACGAGAAGAAGGCCGAAAACGCCGAGCUCAAGAAAUCGUUCGACAGUCCCGAGGCACGCGCAUUGGCGCAAAAGUACGAGGAGAACCAAAAGGAACUCGACCAGAUCAAGGCUGCCCGGGAUGACACCAACAAGAACUUGGACGCCUUGAAAGCGGAGCGAGAAAAGCUGUACCAGGAACAACAAGCCACGUAUGCCGCGAUCAAGAAGAUCAAGGACGACUACUAUGGUCAGAAGAAGGCCUACAAGGAAUACGAAGAUCAACUUUACCAGCAACGUCGUGAGCGCCAGAAGGCGGAGCGGGACGCCUACGAGAAGGAGAAGCGUCGCCGCAUCGCCGAGCAGAAGCUCGAGGAAGCCAGCGAGCCUGCUUUCCUGGACGAAAUCCGUACCGCCGAAGGUCUCAUCCGUCACUUCGAUCCCUCGUAUAGCUCGGGCGACAGCGAAAAGGGACCCAACCAAUUUGCAGCCACGGCGCAACGCACCGUGGACGAAUCGGGCUUCAAGGGCAUGAAAGUGGUCAAGAAGGAGGACGAGCCUUUCUUCGUGGGGAGCGGAGGCAAGAAAAAGGGAAAGGGCAAGAAAGGUCCUGCUUCGACCGCCGACUCUGGGAAACUCAACAUGAACAUUGGUAUCAUUGAAGAGCUGGCCAAAGUCGGAAUUGACCCACCGAGCACUCAAGCGGAUGUCCCUAGCAUUCUCGAGAAACUGAAGGCCAAGGUGGACUCCUGGAAGAAGGAUCAAGGGGCUCAAACUGAAAAGAACAUUGAAAAGGCCAAAAAGGAGAUUGAGAAGCUAGAGCAGGAAGCUGCCGAGUCAUCCAACACUUCUCCUCCAUCCAAGAACGGCGGUAGAGGUGGCCGUACGGACCGUGCGAAGAAGAUUGCACUGAAGAAUUCCGGGGUCAACGGGGAUGUCUCUGCUGAAGCCGAAGAAGCGCAGGAGAAGGAUGCUGUUGCCGAUGUGACCAAGGAAUUGAAGGAGGCCAAGAUCGAGGACAAGGAGAAUGAAGCGGUUGCCACGGCAUAA